Hydractinia symbiolongicarpus is the source of this 1769-nucleotide messenger RNA. Its product is annotated as GPI mannosyltransferase 3-like. Bases 26 to 1609 code for a protein of 527 amino acids. Gene Ontology annotation, molecular function: alpha-1,2-mannosyltransferase activity. Gene Ontology annotation, biological process: GPI anchor biosynthetic process. Lineage: Eukaryota; Metazoa; Cnidaria; Hydrozoa; Anthoathecata; Hydractiniidae. Gene Ontology annotation, cellular component: endoplasmic reticulum membrane. The transcript has 5 exons. The record is from RefSeq and is a predicted model, not a curated record.
UUAAUCACACUUUUUUUUAGGUAAAAUGACAAUACGAAAAAGAAAUAUUUCUUUAGAAAAAGACAACAUUGGUAGCGUGCCAUGUCAAAGUCUCAAAGUGAACUCAUGGAUUGCUUUACUGUUGAGGAACAAAUUUUUGAUUGCAUUAAUAAUUCGUUUGUCUUCAGUGUUUUUAACUAAGACAUUCUUCGUUCCUGACGAGUAUUGGCAAAGUACAGAGAUAGCUCAUCGAAAAGUUUUUGGAUAUGGAUACGUUACCUGGGAAUGGAAAGAGAAAAUCAGAUCAUAUUUGCAUCCAUUUGUUUUCGAACUUUAUUUUCACAUGUUGAAAUCUUGCCAGUUGGACACCACAAAUGCUGUAGUUUUUGGUCCACAUAUCUUGCAAGCUUUUCUUACAGCAAUAUGUGACGUCUCUGUUUAUUACCUUUGCUUGAAAAUAUACAACAAUACUAACAUAGCUACUAUUUCAUUUACUCUGCAACUUUCUUCUUGGUUUGUUUAUUACACAGGUUCAAGAACAUUAUCCAACACAGCUGAAAUGUGUUUUGCUUGUAUUGGCUUGUCGUUUUUCCCUUUUUUUCGGGCCAGUGAAUACGAUAGUGAUAGGAAACAGAGGGGAAAUAAUUUAUGUCUUGCUUUACUAUUUGGUGGUAUUGCAUGUAUUAUAAGACCCACCUCACUGAUUAUUUUUGGUGUUUUAUUUUUAUCAGCAUUAAACAGAGGAGGUUUUAUCUCCAAUUUCAUCGCUUCAGGUGUUAAAGUUUUUCCUUGUUUACUGGUGUUGUCGUUUGGUGUGGAUUUUUAUUACAAUCAAGAAUUUUGUCUUGUGCAUUGGAAUUUUUUUAAGUUUAAUGUCUUUCAAAAUUUAAGUGGUUUUUAUGGAGUACAUUCUUUUCAUUGGUAUUUAACACAAGGUCUGCCAGUUGUUUUGUUUGUUCACAUUAUUUUCGUUGUAUGUGGGUUUUGUUAUGGUAAGAAGAAUAGUGUUAUCAGCCUGAUCACCGUGUUAUACGUUGUAAUUCACAGUUUGAUUGAACACAAAGAGUUUCGUUUUCUUCUACCAAUUGUUCCAUUAAUUAUGUGUAUUGCUGGUCCUGGGUUGCAAGAACUUUCUAAGUCGUUUAAAUGUAAACAAACCACAUUAUUGCUGAUUACAUUGCUCAUGAAUAUCUUUCCAGUGACUUACUUCUCUGUCAUCCAUCAAAAAGGUGUCUUGGAUGUUGUAAAAUACUUGCGACAUGAGAUAGAAACAGGAAAGGACAUUGAUGUUCUAUAUUUGAUGCCAUGCCAUUCAACACCAUACUAUAGUUAUAUUCACUGCAACAUUUCAAUGAAAUUUCUGACAUGUCAACCAAACCAAACAAACGGAUAUAUAGAAGAAGCCAAAAAAUUUUAUGCGAACCCUUCAGAGUGGUUAGAAAUGGAGGUCGUGAAUAAUAAGCUAUACAAUCCCACUCAUGUAGUAGCGUUUGAUGUAUUAGCACAGAAUGCAAAAGACGUUUUGGCAUUGUCAGGGUAUUUUAAAGAGAUCACUUUUUUUCAUAGUCACUUUCCAGAGGGACGUGUUGGGCAGUACGUAGAUGUUUACCAAAAACAAGAUGUAACUUAAUAUUUUCCUGUGUUCAUUGUCGGGCCCACCUAUUUUCAGACUCUACCUUGGGCAAUAAUACAAUGGCUGUUCUGCUGCUUAUUAUUAUAUACUUUUUAAUAUAAUAUUUAAUAUUUUAAAUCAUGAAAGCGAAACAGAUUAGUACUCAAAGUUUAAAAAA